GGCCUGGAAGAGAGAGAGAGAGAGACUCCGUCGAUGCUGUUUCCUGUUUGCGGCGGAAGUGACGCCGUGAGGAGGAAGAGGAAGAAGAAGGCAGAGGUAGACAAACAAGAGGAAGAGGAGGAAGGACCCUCUCAGGCAAGAUGAGCCUGAAGUCGGAGCGCCGCGGCAUCCAUGUGGACCAGUCGGAGCUGCUGUGCAAGAAGGGAUGCGGGUAUUAUGGCAACAUCGCCUGGCAGGGCUAUUGCUCCAAAUGUUGGCGGGAGGAAUACCAAAAGGCCCGGCAGAAGCAGAUCCAGGAAGACUGGGAGCUGGCUGAGAGGCUCCAGCGCGAGGAGGAAGAGGCCUAUGCCAGCACCCAGCACCCGCCUGGGGCCCAGUCGCUCACCUUCACCAAGUUCGAGGAGAAGAAGACGAACGAGAAGUCGCGCAAAGUGACCACUGUCAAGAAAUUCUUUGGGGCUUCCCGGCCGGGAGCAAAGAAAGCGCUGGUUGGCAGGCGGAGAGAUGCUCCGGAAGCCAAGGCUCCCAGUCCUUCCAUCAGCCGGCAGGUCAGUAUCGAGACGGACCGCGUCUCCAAGGAGUUCAUUGAGUUCCUGAAGCCUUACCACAAAGCCGGCCAAGAGAUCUACAAGCAGUGCAAGCUGUUCUUGGAGACCAUGCACCACAAGCGGGAGCUGAGCAUUGAGGAACAGUCUGAGUACGCCCAGGACUUCUACCAAAAUGUGGCUGAGAAGCUCCAGACGCGCUGGAAAGUGCCUCCCGAGAGAGCAGAGAAAGCGAUGGACCAGAUUGAGAAGUACCUCAUGACCCGGCUGUACAAGUAUGUUUUCUGCCCAGAAACCACCGAGGAUGAGAAGAAAGACCUGGCCGUCCAGAGGAGGAUCAGGGCUUUGCAUUGGGUGACCCCACAAAUGCUGUGCGUCCCUGUCAACGAAGAGAUCCCGGAGGUUUCUGACGUCGUGGUGAAAGCCAUCACAGACAUCAUUGAGAUGGACUCCAAGCGCGUCCCGCGGGACAAGCUGGCCUGCAUCACCAGCUGCAGCAAGCACAUCUUCAACGCCAUCCGGACCACCAAGAAUGAGCCAGCCUCGGCCGACGACUUUCUCCCCACCUUGAUCUACAUUGUCCUAAAGGGCAACCCUCCCCGGCUCCAGUCCAACAUCCAGUACAUUACCCGCUUUUGCAAUCCCAGCAGGCUCAUGUCUGGGGAGGAUGGGUAUUACUUCACAAACCUGUGCUGCGCUGUCGCCUUCAUUGAAAAGCUGGACGCUCAGUCCCUGAACCUGAGCCAGGAGGACUUCAACCGCUACAUGUCGGGCCAGAGCUCUCCCAAGAAGCCGGAGCUGGAGAACUGGCCGGCCGACGUCUGCCCGGGGGUCCAGCAGAUGCACCACAACCUCGACCUCCUCUCGCAGCUCAACGCGAGGCAGGAGAGGAUUGUGAGCGGGGCCAGGAAGCUGGAGAGGGACCUCAUUGACUGGACCGAGGGGGUCACCAAGGAGGUCCAGGAGAUCGUGGAGAAGUUCCCCUUGGAGAUCAAGGCCCCCAACCCGGCCUUGGCCGCCAUUGACUCCGAAAACGUGGAGAAUGACAAACUGCCGCCUCCCUUGCAGCCUCAGGUUUAUGCCGGCUGAUUUCCCUCUCCUGGUUUCUGGGAUCUCUACAGACAUUGCUGUCCUCCGCUAGAAGGCUGGUCUGAAGGGGGAGUGGGGGGAGGAAGGAAAGGUUGGGUUUGAAACCGGGGCCUUUUGAAAGGUACUUUCUGCUGGCGGUGCACUGCCUGAUAUUUAUUUCUUAGCCGGAGUUGCCCUGUGUCUUGGCGUUCACUUGACUACCUAACCCAUCGUCCCAUGAUACGGAAAGCCAGGCUUCUUCUGCACUCCAGAGGCGUUCAACUGGGGCUCCCAUAACUCCAUGCCCAGCAUCCACUCCCAGAAGUGUUGGAUUGCAAGCUCCCGAAUCCUCCAUGCAAUAUCUUCUUCCCGCGGUGUUGGACUGCAACUUCCACGGUUUGAGGAGUUACAGUCCAAUCCCUCUCAAAGGCAGCCCUCUUGGAGAAAGCCGUAUUGGACUAUAACUAUAUUUUGGCGAUUGUAAACUCUUCCCUUUUCAGGCAUGGACUGUUUGUGUGUGUGUCUGUUUCCGCAAGUGCGUUUCUCCCACCGCCUCCCCUUUAAAACAAUACAUUAAAUUAUUUUCUGCACUUUGCUGAGAAUGCCAAGUUGGAGACUAAAAACAAACCCGGCAAAACAGAAAGGUACCUAGACCUCCCGUCCUCGGAAAAGGAGGCUCUCUCUUGUAAAGUAGACAUUUAAAGAUGUACAUAGGUUUCAGGUAUUGGCCGCUGUCUUCGCCCGCAUGCCAUCUUGGUAAGGAAUGAUCAAUAUUCUGAUUAUUCUUCUUAUUCAUGGUUGGAGUGGCGAGUUCAUAGUUCCAAGAGUUGGGGGAAAGAGGGAAAUGGGUGAUGGAAAGAAAUCAUUGCAUCGUGGCCAGUGACCCAUUGAGCUGUAAAGCCCAUUGAAAAGUUAGUAGCUGUGUAGGAGAGGCUGCCUUACAUAUCUAAGUCUUCAGCCUUUCUAUCUCCUUCUCCAAAUCUUUCAGUGCUCUCCGUUGCUUCAAUUCUCCGCUGGCUUGAAUCCUUCCCCCUUUUGCCAAGGAUCAAGUCGUAUUUUGAAGACGCAAAGAUGUCCUCCAGUGGCUGGACUUAAGUCCAGCAGAUUUCAGAGGGGUUCUCCUAAGGGUCUAUGUGUCUUACGUCCCAGAUGGCGACAACUGACUCUGCCCUGCACAAAUAAUGCACUUUGACACUGCUUUAACUGUUCAAGCGGUGUCAAACUGGAUUAAUUCAGCUGACGUCUGCACUUGCACACUCCACGGUUAUGUUGGUCUUAAGGCUCUGCCUGGUUUCCCUUUUCUGCAGAGACAAAACCACCAGUCGGUUCCUUGGGUGUUUACAUUACAUGCUAAAUCUGACCCAAAGGCAAAGACUGCCUAACCCAUUACUCUCUUGUGUGAUAAACUCCGCUGGAGUCUUUUGCUUGAAGGGGUUGGACUGCAGCUCCCAGCAUCUGGAGGGAAGUCAUCUUGUGGAAAGCUGUCGGGGGCCACUCCUCUUUACAACAUUAACCAUUUUAAUACUGUUUUGAAAAUUACUAUUUCUCCUUCAGUUUUCUCUGAUCUGGUUGAGUCUUGUUCUCACCUCUGCUGAUCUUAUGAGUUUCCAAGGCCUAGGUUUUCUGAGCUGGCAUUUCGGAGGGUGUUUGUUCAAUGCUGCACAAUCCUCCAUUGUUUCUUAAAGCGCUUAAGUUCAGGCAGGUACAAUGUUUGGUCUUGUCCUCCUUUCUUUGAAAUCCAUCUUUGCUCCCAUCCGCCUUUUGAGCAGCCCACCUUUCUCAAAAGCCAGAAGCGAAGGGAGUUCGUCGGAGCAAAGUGAGAGGCCCUCUGAGCAUUAAAUGUUACUUGCUCCUGGACUUAACUCUCUGCUUCCUUUCCCCACCUCUUUUUGUGCCGGCGGGACACACUAGGUGCUAAUUCUGGUUUCCAGGUACAUGGUGACACUCCUGAAAGAUGUAUUCUAGAUGCUGCUACUAAAAAAACACGCUGUCAAAUGAAAUAAAAUCUCUUCAUCCAGA
Messenger RNA from Sceloporus undulatus (fence lizard), 3632 nucleotides. It is a transcript of the gene RABGEF1, whose product is annotated as RAB guanine nucleotide exchange factor 1. The record is from RefSeq and is a predicted model, not a curated record. The coding region runs from base 141 to 1634 and encodes 497 amino acids. NCBI's taxonomy places the organism in Eukaryota, Metazoa, Chordata, Lepidosauria, Squamata, Phrynosomatidae. Gene Ontology annotation, cellular component: endocytic vesicle; cytosol. Gene Ontology annotation, molecular function: guanyl-nucleotide exchange factor activity; small GTPase binding; DNA binding. The transcript is spliced from 10 exons. Gene Ontology annotation, biological process: vesicle-mediated transport.